Capronia epimyces CBS 606.96 is the source of this 927-nucleotide messenger RNA. RefSeq lists its product as uncharacterized. NCBI's taxonomy places the organism in Eukaryota, Fungi, Ascomycota, Eurotiomycetes, Chaetothyriales, Herpotrichiellaceae. The coding region runs from base 1 to 927 and encodes 308 amino acids. The transcript has 6 exons. Gene Ontology annotation, molecular function: hydrolase activity. The record is from RefSeq and is a predicted model, not a curated record.
AUGGCGUCGAUAUCCAAGGCUGACGUCGCCGCCUCAUCGUCGCCGUCGCCGUCCUGGAGCCAGGUCGCCGAGGCACAGAAGAAGGUGGACGAACUCUCGAAACAGGUGCUCGCCCUUCCCAUCGCCGACCUGCGAGCCAUUAAAUACCGGCCAGCUGCUCUGCCCGAAGACAUUCCUCAGCCGGGUAUAGACAUCGACAUCUCGACCAUCGAAGUGCCGGUCCGCGAUGGUGCCAAGAUCCCACUGCGUGUGUACCGGGCGAAGGCGGCGAGUGCAAACCAGCUGCCCGACUCGGAUGGCGCUGUGUUGUUUUUCAACAUUCAUGGAGGAGGUUGGGUCUUGGGCGUGCCUGAGACCGAAGAGGCCCAGAACCGAAUCAUCGCCGUGCGGAACAAGGCUGUCGUGGUGAGCGUCGACUAUCGCAAAGCUCCCGAAUUCCCAUUCCCCGUGCCUCUCGACGAUAGCUACGACGUCUUACAAUGGUGCCGCCAGAAGGAGAAUGCAGUCUCGUUGGGCGUCGACGCCAAUAAGAUUGUCAUCGGUGGUGGUAGCGCUGGAGCAAACCUGACCGCAGCAAUCACGCUCAGAGCCCGCGCCCACGACAACCUCUCCGGGAUCGUGGGCCAGAUCCUCAACAUCCCCGUGACAUGUCAUCCACAGUACUUCCCGAGCGAGCGGUAUUCGCAUCUGAGCUGGAGCCAGAACGCCGAAGCGCCCGUGGUCGACGCCGCCAGGAUGAUCUGGUUCUGGAACCACUACCUGUCCGCUUCGGGGGUGGAGGCCGCGGCCGAUCCGAGCCUGAGUCCGCUACUGGCGAGCAAGGAGGCUUUGGAAGGACUUCCGCCUGCAUUGGUGCAAGUCGCAGGGAUGGAUCCCCUGCGUGACGAAGGCCUGGCUUAUGCCGAAGCACUGGGGGCUAGUGGGUAA